Messenger RNA from Diachasma alloeum, 3563 nucleotides. RefSeq names its product trans-Golgi network integral membrane protein 2. The transcript has 3 exons. NCBI's taxonomy places the organism in Eukaryota, Metazoa, Arthropoda, Insecta, Hymenoptera, Braconidae. The record is from RefSeq and is a predicted model, not a curated record. The coding region runs from base 285 to 1802 and encodes 505 amino acids.
UUCUGGCCGGUGCAUCAUCUCUCCCAGUUGCACGUUUUCCCCAUCAAAAAUAAUACCCUCCAACCCCAUCCAAUCAGUGGACCAAGCCGAGGACUUCCCCCAACAAAUGUGAACUUUGUGAAGAAAUAAACGCGAGUACAAGUUACUCCCCACCGCUCACCUGGAGACGAUUCCACAAAUACCCUGGGGUUGACGUCAGUUCCAAGAAUGCUGACGAGGUCUCUGUAACCGCAAUUUGAUUCCAAGUAAAUUCAUCGGAGAGAAUUAAAUAAAACCGAUUCAAGAUGCUCCUGAAGGCGUCAAUAAUCCUGUCCCUGCUGACGUCUCAAUGCCCCAAGGGUUCUGGGGCUGCUGCUGCUCCCAAGAUCCCCUCGAUCCUGGAGACGAUAAGUUCAGAAGUGAAGAACAACAAAUCUGUUCACAUCUGCUCAACCCCGAAGGACAUCUUGGACUCGGAGUACGUGAAGGUAUGCGAUAAGCUCCAAUUUCCCCUAGGUAACGCCAAGUUAGAGGGAAAUUACGACACGUUUCUGUGCCUGGCCCUGUACGACAGGGCUUUCCACAUAUGCCAUGCUAGCAGUCGUGGCUUUGAGCUGCCGGCGCUGCAGAAUAAAUUGUCAUUCGAUAAAUUGAUAACUGAUGAGAUAAAGAAUCACGAGACUGACCCCUUGAAGCUCUGCAUAUACUUCGAGAAAAUUCAACCAGUAUUUCUGGAGAAGACGAAGCCCUUUGUUGACGCCUUGUCGAUGAGUCUGAAGGUGCCCCUGGAGUGCGUUAAGAUCUGCUCGAAGGGAGAUGAAGGGGUCAAUCCCCUGUGUCUGGUGAUUCAGGUCAUCGAUGAGGAGAUCCAGAAGGAGGAGGAGAAGAAAGCUGAGGAGCAGAAGAAAGCUGAGGAGAAGAAAAAAGCUGAGGAGGAGAAGAAAGCUGAGGAGAAGAAGAAGAAGGAAGAGAAGGAGAAGGUACUGAAGGAAGGGAAAUCUGAGGUGCAGGCCAUCCCGAAGGGGACUGAGGCACCGAAACCUGCCGCUCCAGUGGUGAACCCCCAGGUGAGUGAUAAACCCUCAGGGGAGGACAAGCCAGGGGCAGCAGGGGUUGCCAAGGAUCGAUCACCUGUUGAUGAUGCCAAGAAGGCUGGGGCGAAGGAGGAGGCGAAGGCUGACGAGAAGAAUAAACUUGAACCUGUUGAGAAGCCUGAGAAGGUGCAGGAGAAGCCUGGGGGGGAGGCAGAGGGCUCUGUCGGCCCGGCACAGCCUUCACCUGCAGCAGGCGCGAAGGAUAACGUGGGGAAGAAAGAGGAGAGGCCCAAGGGUCAGACUGUACCUGCGGGGCCGGUGCAGGUGGAGAAGUCUACCCUCUCGGCGAAUACUGGGGGGGAUGAGGACGUGCAGCUGAGGCAGGAUGAGGGCUCCGAAGAAGGUGCACUGGGGUUACCUCCUGCUGAGUUUGAUUACAAAGAGGACGGAAACCAAAUGUCUAUUCCUCGAAACUCUGGAACAGUCCAGGAGAACGAGCCAGACAGCUUCGACCAGCCUGAGAACAUCGCCAAGCUCCCGCAUAUAACCCCCGACGACGACUCACACUUCUUCGGGUACUUCACGCUCUUCGGACUCUUCGGGAUCGGUCUCUUCGCUGCUUACCAUCACAAGCACAAAAUCUUCGCAAUGCUCCUGGAGGGCAGGAGGUCACGAGGGGGCCGAGGACGAAGGAGGCCGAGUACAGCGAACUACAGGAAACUCGAUUGCACGUUGGAGGAGGCUGUGACCUCCCAGUGCAGCUCAAACGUCACUCACGUCAUUUACUAAUCCUCGAUCAGUCGUUCUCGAACACUUUGAUGUCUCUGAGAGACUUUUUUUCUUUCGUUUUUUACAGUUCAGUAGAUUUUAUUUUGGGAAAUGCACGCAUUGAAGGGACUUUUCAAAUGUUACGAGUUUCAGUGGUGGAUGCGUCUGGGAAAAUUCAGUAAAAAAAAUAUUCUGGAGAAAAUUCUUGUUGAAAUAAUGCAGAUUGAAGAUUGGGUAUUCGAUGUCAUGACGUCUGUGGAAAAAUUCGUUAAAAUGCAUUUUUGUAAAGUAAUUUUUUUCAUGAAACAUUCAUUGUUUUUACAUUUUUACGAAAAGAUGUCUCUAAAUUUUCAAGUGGACGGGUCGCAAAGGUCAGACGAACACUUCUAGAGGAUUAAAUGAAAAAAACAUUUCACGUCUGAGAAAAAAUGUUUUGAAAUCCAUUUUUUUUAAUUAAUUUUUUCAUAAAACAUUAUUUUGACAUUUUUACGAAAAUAUGUAUUUCCAAAUGCUCAAAUGUAAGGAUUACAACGACGGUUGAAUCAGAAAAUCGUGCAUUGAAGUCAGAACUAUUAAACUUCAACAUCUCUAUUGAACAUUAAAAUAGGAAUAAAAAAAAGAUUACAAUUUUUCAAUAUGAAUUACUCUCUCCAGAUUUUUCCUGUCGAAAUUAAAGAGAAAAAAUCGGAAAAUUCAGGUCCAAGAAUUUUUCACAAAGGAAAUCACACGGAAUGAAUUAUUUAGAAGAACCAACAGUCACUCAUUUUCAUUUAUCAAAUAUAUAUUGAAAAAAACACGACAAAGCUAUCUAAUUUUCCUUCUACUGAAAUUUCGAUGCUCUCCAAUAGAAUUCAUAAGAGAAAACAGUAUGAAAUUUUUCUACUGAAUUUUCCCACACGUGGAGUGAUGAAAUUCUCUGAGAACAUUUAUAAACCCAUGAAAUUUCCUACUAAUUCUCUGAUGAUUUUGUUUUCUGUCUAAUUCCAGUAGAAAGGGAUUGUCAGACAAUUUCAUCACUCCCGUACAAGUUUAAUUUUCUCAAUAGUAUUUAGCAACGAAUUUCACAGCUCCAAACAGAGCAAACUAUAACUAAGGAUUCCGGGGUGAUGAGUACGAAGAGAUCUAGUGUAAAUAAGUUUAGAGAAUGGUUAUCAGGAAUCCGUCGAAUCGUUUGAACUUCAUUUACCGAAGAUGUGUAGAAUAUGUGUCAGUGAGAAUGUUGCAUAAUGAAGCACUCUAAACAUAAAAAAUUCAUCGAUGAUUCAUACCCAGCCGAUGAUAAAUUACAAAGAAGUAAUUUUUCGAAUUUACUUAUAAAGGAGAGAAAUCUCUAGGGGCAAAAAGUCGAUAGAUGUUGAUUUUUCUGUAUAAUUUAUUCUCCAAAGUAUUAAUCUUGUAAUUCGUUUCUUGAAUUUUGCGAUGAGAAACAAAAAAAAAUGUUUAAAAAAUUUAUUCAGACGAAUUUCCGUAGAAAAAUCAAAGUCUGUCGACUUUUUUCCAUAAAGUAUCCAGUAAAAUUGCAUGAAACAUUUGGAGAAUUUAAAAUAAAAAUUCAAAUUUCAGCAGAAUUUCGAAAAAACUCCAAUAGAAUUUUUUACAGAAAGCAUUUCUCAUUCUUUUUUUUCUACCGAAGAUGUGUAGAAUAUGUGUCAUGCAUUCAACUGGCAUCAGCAAUAAUUGUGGACUGGGUAUGAAUCCGAGAAACCAAAAAUGAUAAUGUAAAUGAUUUCAUAAUUUUUACGCUAAUAAAAGUUGAGAGGAAGUUUAUUUUUCCUAAUCGAA